GCUCUGCUCGCCGGCCGGCCGCGGGGGCUGGUGACGCUGGCCCGCUCUCGAGAGAGAGAGAGAGAGGGCCAGGAGGCGGGACUCCGCCGGCUGCUCCGAGAGCGGCAGGUGCGCGGGAGGGGGUGUUACAGACUCGAGCAGACCCUUCCUUUCCCCCGUGGCCUCGGUCUGCCCGCAAAGCUUCCGGGUCGGGUUUGCCCCCAGACCCAAAACGGGGGGGCUGGAGGGGGCUGUACCAGGCUGCUGAAGGUGAUGCUGGGAGGCGGACCGCCCGGCCUGGGGGUCUGGACCAUGGGGCUCCGACUUCCUCCUCCCCGAACGACCCUGGGCAAGUCACUCCUCCUCUCGGUGUCUCAUUUUCCCAGCUGUCAAAUGGGAGAGAUGUUGGGUCCCUACCUCCCGCCCUUCUUUGACAGUCCGGGCGCUGGCGGGGCUGGAAGGAGUCUGAGUACCGUGUUGCUAUAAUCCCUUCACCUACCAAUUUAAAUGGAAAUGCAGCUAACUUGGAUGACUGAGCCUUUUUAGGCCUGUCUCUAUGAAUUCCUGGUUGCUGAUUUACUGAUUCAAUAACUGACUGUUGUUCAAGAGCUAGUCAUCAGUCAGAAAUAUACAGCAAAAAUGUUUGCAAAACUGAAGAAGAAAAUUGCAGAAGAGACUGCUGUUGCCCAGAGGCCAGGAGGUACACCUAGGAUCCCAAGGUCGGUGAGCAAGGAAUCGGUUGCAUCUAUGGGAGCUGACUCAGGAGAUGACUUUGCUUCUGAUGGAAGCAGCUCCAGAGAAGAUCUCUCGUCCCAGCUUCUGAGAAGGAAUGAACAGAUACGGAAAUUAGAGGCCAGACUUUCUGACUAUGCUGAACAGGUGCGAAACUUGCAGAAGAUAAAAGAGAAGCUUGAAAUUGCAUUAGAAAAACACCAGGAUUCUUCCAUGCGGAAAUUUCAAGAGCAGAAUGAAACAUUCCAAGCCAACAGAGCCAAAAUGGCAGAAGGACUAGCUUUGGCAUUAGCCAGAAAGGACCAGGAAUGGUCAGAAAAAGUGGAUCAGCUUGAAAAGGAGAAAAGGUUCUUGACAGCCCAGUUACAGGAAAUGAAGAAUCAGAGUUUGAAUCUUUUCCAAAGGAGAGAUGAACUGGAUGAAUUAGAGGGGUUCCAGCAGCAGGAACUUAGUAAAGUAAAGCACAUGCUCUUAAAAAAAGAGGAAAGUCUGGGAAAAAUGGAGGAAGAGUUGGAGGCGCGAACCAGAGAACUUAGCCGCACUCAGGAGGAGUUGAUGACUUCCAAUCAGAUGUCCUUAGACUUAAGUCAGAAGCUAGAAGAAUUGCAGAGACACUCCUCAACGCUGGAAGAGCAGAGAGACCUUGUAACAGCUUCAAAAGCAGGUACAGAAAAUAAAAUCACAGCCCUGGAGCAAAAGGAACAAGAACUCCAAGCAUUGAAUCAGCAGCUUUCCACUGAUUUGCAAAAGAUCACUACUGAAACUCAAGAGAAAGAAAGAGUCAUUAUACAUCUGCAGGAGAGGGUUGCCUCCUUGGAGAAGAGACUGGAGCAGAAUUUCUCAGGAGAAGAACAUGUGCAGGAGCUUCUGAAAGAGAAAACAGCUGCUGAGCACAAUUUGGAGGCCACUAGACAGCAACUCUUGGCAGCCAGAAGCAGCCAGGCCAAGGCCAUUGAUACCCUGGAGACUCGGGUGAAGGAACUAGAACAGAGCCUGCAGGCAUCUGAGGAAAAACUAAAGCAGAGCAGUGACAUCAUAGCAUCUCAAGAAACUCAGAUUCAGGAACUUGCCACUGCCAACAAGGAGAGCAGUUCUGCACAGCAGCAGAUCCUGGCUCUGGAGCAUCAGUGCACAGAACGUACUCAAGCACUGGAGGCCCAGCUGGCCACUCUAGAAAGAACACGGGCUGCUGAGCAGACAGCCACAGAGCAGGAGAUGAAAGAGUUGAAACAAGAAAAUGCAACCCUUAAGGAAAUCAAGAAUGAAUGUGAACAUUCUUUACAGGAUCACCAACUCGAACUGAAAAAGCUAAAGGAGGAAUGGAACCAAAGAGAAAUUGUGAGUGUGGCAAUGGCUCAAGCCUUAGAGGAGGUGCGGAAGCAGAGGGAAGAGUUCCAGCAGCAGAUUGCUAACCUGACAACGAUAAUAGAAGAGAAAGAGCAAAGCCUGCAGGAGAAAACAAAAGUAAUUCUUCAGAAAGAGCAGGAGAUUCUUCAACUGCAGGAAGGUCAUGACACUUCCCUGCUGCAAAUGCACCAGCUGCAGAGUGAGCUGGAGGCCUUGAGGAGCCUGCGGGCAGAGGAGUCCGAAGUGGCUGGUACUCAGGAGGAGGAACUGCUGAGGCUGUCGGGUCAGGAGCAGGACGUGGUGCCUCACGCAGCCUCAAGGACCAUGCAGGACCCCCUGUACCAGCUCCCAGCUGCGGAGGGAAUACUGAAUGGUGAGGUUGUGACCACGGAUCUUGGGCAGCUGCAGAAGGAAAAACAGGACUUGGAGCAGCAACUUCUGGAAAAAAAUAAGACCAUAAAGCAGAUGCAGCAGAGGAUGCUGGAGCUCAGAAAGACUCUGCAGAAGGAACUGAAAAUCAGACCCGAUAAUGAACUUUUUGAAGUCCGAGAGAAGUCUGGCUCCGAGAUACCAAACAUGGCCCCUUCUGUCACAAAUAAUGCCGACCUGACUGAAGCCAGAGAGAUCAACUUUGAGUACCUUAAACACGUGGUUUUGAAGUUCAUGUCCUGUCGUGAAUCUGAGGCUUUUCAUCUUAUAAAAGCAGUAUCAGUAUUGCUGAACUUUUCACAAGAAGAGGAGAACAUGCUCAAAGAAACCCUGGAGUAUAAGAUGUCGUGGUUUGGGUCCAAACCAGCUCCCAAGGGCAGCAUCCGGCCAUCUAUCUCCAACUCUCGGAUACCAUGGUCCUAGAGAGAACAACCCAAGGAUGGAGCUCCAUGGGCUGACACUUUUUCUGUGAAAAGAACACUGAUACACCAGUCUGGGUGGGUUUUUAAACACUGUAACUGCAGUAUUUUGUAUAAGCAUCUAAAUAUUGUUUACAAGACUUAAGGCCCACUUCCCUGAAGACUGACUGACUACAAAACUCAGGAGGUAGCUGAUCCUAUGUCGUUCUGCUCACAAAACAGGAGGGUCCUGGCACUACUCACAUUUCCACAAUGCUGUUAAAAUUCCAGUUCUGGCCAGUCACCCUGUCUUCACCUAAAUCUUCUACCUUUUAAUGUCAGUGCUUAAAGCUGAAGUGGUCAUCAGCAUCUGUCAGAAAGGAGACAAUAGAUCCACUGUGUGUAGUGAUGGCGGAUGUAAGGACAGCCCUAUGGAAUGGUACCCAGCAGGUUAGACCCACCUGUUUCUGUGGAAGAACCAACUCGGAGCGUGUGGCUUUUGAAAAUUCCCUCUCAUUAGCAUGUCUGGGUUCUGAUGAGUUAGGAGGUGCUUUUUAACCCCUCAAGAAAACAUUAUUACCAUGUUGCUCAAACCACCUAGAACUUUAGAUGUGUACAUCAAGGUACUCUAGGGCCAGUGUGGAAUAAUGAAUGUGCAACCCAUGACAGUAUCUGUUACUGAAGAAAAGUAGCAAAUGUAUUAAGAUCCUAAGGAUAGUACCAAAUACACUCAAUUGCCUUUUUAAUGAAUGUACCUGUCUUGAAAAGGUUGCUGGUAAACGAUUUUUUAUAGCUGAAAUUCUUCACCACUAUAAACAUGUCUUCUGUAUUAUAAAUAUAAAUAUAUAUAUUUAAAUGAUGUUCUUAUAGGAAAAUCAGAACAUCAAGAGAAAAUUUAUUUCUAAGAUUGGAAUUCCUGUCCUUUUAUUGCAGUUUUGCUGGCAUUCUGUGGCAUCUGCUUCCCUCUGUAGUGGUAUUAUUUUCAUCUGCUCUGCUCUUAAUUCUGUGUUAUAACACUAAGCAAAUGCUAAUCAUAUGUUUUACUGUUGACAUUGUUAUGUUCUAAGGAAUCAGUAGCUGUCCUUUUCCUCAAUCUUGACCAAAACACUGGAGGUGCUCUGCCUUGUAUACAGAGCUACCAUCUUUCUCUUACCCUAGGCCCAAAUUUUUAUGGUAUCACAUUUAUAUAAGGUGUCUGGACAGCCCCCAGCUGGCUGCCAGUGCACAAAACUCUGCAGAUGGCUCUGGCAGGGACUGGAUUAUUAAAGAACAGGAAACAUGCUUGUCCUGGAUAAGCAACUGUUACCAAGUCUAGAGGAAAACGGCUGACUGCAAGUUUCACUAGUAAAAAAACUAGUAACUAGAGCCCCGAAAUUUAUUACCACUUAUCUAACAAUGUAAAGUUGUUUCUCAAUUAUGUUUAGGGCUAAAACAUAAAAUAUCUCACAAUAAUUUGCAGGGUUAGUCUCCAUUUCUAGGCACCUAGAAGACCAAGUGCAGCACCACCCAAUCUGAACACAGGCUGUCUGCCAUCCUAGUGGCCCUUUCUCCUAUACCUACCUUCUCACUGGCUCCUCCCUGCAGAUGCCUGUCCUUUUUAGAAUGCAAUUUUCCACUUUCCUAGUGGAGACAGGAAAUAGGAGUUCCAUCUGUUCUGUUAAUUUUGACAGUAAGAGGUAGCUUAAAAAAACUUCUUGCCAGCUGUUGCAAGGCAGAAUCCCUCGGACAGGGUUUUCAGGGUUUGCCAGUGGCUUCAGUAGUUGUGGGAGCUUCAGUCCUGACUCUAGCCUUUGAGCUGGUCACACACUCCAUGUCCCCCUGGCAGUUUGGGGUGCAUUUGGUGGGGCGGGGGGCCAACACGUAAGUCAGUACUUGGUUUAAGGAGGAUUCAAUCUAAUCAGGCUUUCCUCCUGCAUGUUGAAUCUCCUUCAGCUUUAAGAGGAAGAGUGGAGCAUAUACUCUAAGUGACUUAAUGCACUUUUACUUGUAUAAAAUGUUCUGUGUUAAAACAGUAUAUAUAGCCCUUUAUAAGAGUGUUGGAUAUUGAUCUCUCCAUCUUGUAAAUAGGGAUUGUAUUAUCUAAAACUGCUGUAGAAAACUCAUUUGUUGUGCAAUACACUUUUUGAUGAUUAAAGCUCUUCAAUCCAUA
Molecule: messenger RNA, 5034 nt
Organism: Erinaceus europaeus (western European hedgehog)
Lineage: Eukaryota; Metazoa; Chordata; Mammalia; Eulipotyphla; Erinaceidae
Gene: GOLGA1
Product: golgin A1
Exons: 22
Coding region: 619-2910 (763 amino acids)
Cellular component (GO): Golgi apparatus
Source: RefSeq, a predicted model, not a curated record